GUGACGGGGUCAAAGAUGAUUGUAUUGAUGGUUCAGAUGAGGAUCGCUGUCCUUGUUUARCUAAUCAAUUUACGUGCUCCGAUGGAUCGUGCGUGGACGUCUCUAAACUUUGCAAUGCAAAAWUAAACUGCCAACAACAAAGUGAAGAUGAAAUGCGGUGUGAUGACGAAUGCCCURUGUACCAAUGCAUCGAUGGAAGAUGUCCAUCACCGUUAUCACCAUGUACAGACAUGAAGUUUAACAUUUCGGAAUGCUGGAACUCCAAUAAAUACCACAAAAAUAUUUGCAGGGAACAGAAUGAGCAUUGUAAGACAACAAAAGGUAUCUGCGGGUUCGAUGCUGGACCUUGCGGAAUGGAAAAUGAUGGAUGGAGGUACAASUUACCCAAAAAMUACAAAAGCUUUGAUCAUUCUUUUAUUAAAGGAGGUAAUCCAUCGUGCUAUUUUGAUGUUCUUCAACACUGUCCCAUAAACUUAGACAAGUCAUGGGUGCCAACGAAGUUCAAGGACCGGCAAGGUAUCGAAUAA
Messenger RNA from Exaiptasia diaphana, 527 nucleotides. RefSeq lists its product as uncharacterized. The transcript has 5 exons. The record is from RefSeq and is a predicted model, not a curated record. Lineage: Eukaryota; Metazoa; Cnidaria; Anthozoa; Actiniaria; Aiptasiidae. The coding region runs from base 153 to 527 and encodes 124 amino acids.